Messenger RNA from Stegodyphus dumicola, 657 nucleotides. RefSeq lists its product as uncharacterized. The record is from RefSeq and is a predicted model, not a curated record. NCBI's taxonomy places the organism in Eukaryota, Metazoa, Arthropoda, Arachnida, Araneae, Eresidae.
AUGUUUGUGUUAACUGAUGAUAAACCUUUAAGAAUCGUAAUUCAAGAGAAGGCCUUAAUUCUCUGGGAAAAGAUCAUUAGAGUGCCUGGAUAUCUUUCACUCUGGAAUGAAGUUAAUCAAGAUCUGACUAGAAAUCUAAAGACCCAGAUGGGCUUUCUACAGAGAGUUUUUCAGUUAAAAAAUUCACUUGGUUUAAUGAGAACCAGAAUUACUUGUUCCACUACAAAACCUGGUCAAAAACCUGGGUCAAACCUGGGUCUUGACCUGGGUCAAAAAGUAACCAAACGUAAUACGGAUCCCUCUAUUUUGAGAGCCUUCGCAUUCGAAGUAUUAAACAUUUUUUACUCUGAGCCAGAGUGCCUUCGGAUCUUUACUGAUGGAUCCCUCCUGUCUGAUGGCCCUAAUGCAGGUGCCGGAGUUUUCUCUGAAAUUUUCUCUUUCUACAUCCCUGUAGGCCGAGGUUCUGAGUUUGACAGUGAAAUUGCUGCGAUUCGCACAGCUCUGUACCAGCUACCAUGUCCCCUGGAAAAAUUCACAAGAGCUGUUAUAUUCAGUGGUUCCCGAGCUGCUCUGUUGGCUAUCGUUUCACAUAAAAAUCCCACAUCACAAGACAUAUCGGAUUGUCGACAUUAUCUAAAAAAAACUGGCUUCACUUGA